Hydra vulgaris (swiftwater hydra) is the source of this 1476-nucleotide messenger RNA. The record is from RefSeq and is a predicted model, not a curated record. Lineage: Eukaryota; Metazoa; Cnidaria; Hydrozoa; Anthoathecata; Hydridae.
AUGGCUUCUGCUAGUGCUAAUAAAAGACGUAGAGCUGAAACUGAAAGUGGAAGAGGAGGUCGUAUAUUUAACCCAUCUUGGACAAAUGAAUAUUUUGUAAUGGAGCAAAAUAAUUCAAUUAUGUGUCUCAUUUGUUUUGAAAAAAUUGCCGUGUGCAAAAUGUAUAAUGUUAAUAGACACUAUACUACAAAACAUGCAGCAACUUAUGAUAAAUUCAAGGGCCAAUUUCGUGUUGAUAAGGUAGAACUGCUAAAGAAAAUUUUUAUCGGGCAACAAUCAAUAAUGAAAAGUAAAGUAAUUAGCUCAUACAGUGCUACCAAAAUAAGUUUUUUAAUUGCAGAAAGUAUUGCAAAAAGUGGUCAACCUUUUUCUAGUGGAGAUUUAAUAAAAAACUCUAUAAAACAAUUUUGUAAUGAGGUAUGCCCUGAAAAAAUACAAUUUGCUGAAGAUCUCAGUCUUUCACACCAGACAAUUGCAAGAAGGGUUGAAGAUCUAUCAAAGAAUAUUGAAUUAGCAUUGAAAGAAAAACUAUGUAAGUGUGAAGCAUAUAGUCUGGCACUUGAUGAAUCAACAGAUAGAAGUGAUACGGCUCAGUUAGCUAUUUUUAUUAGAUUUAUAACAAGUAAUUUUGAAAUAAUUGAAGAACUGUUGGAUUUCAGGCACAUGAAAGGCACUACUAAAGGGGAAGAUAUUCUUUCUGAAGUCAAAAAAACAAUGAUAAAGUUUGAUUUGCCAGAAACAAAACUCUCUGGUGUCACUACAGAUGGAGCAAGUUCAAUGAAAGGAAAAAAUAUUGGAUUUGUGGCAUUAUUUAAGAAAUCCAUUAAUCACAACAUUCUUUCAUAUCACUGUAUUACACAUCAGGAACAGUUAUGUGCAAAAGUAUUAGAAAUGAAAGAAGUCAUGGAAAUUGUUAUCCAAACUGUUAAUUUUAUAAGAAGUCGUGGCCUUAAUCACAGACAGUUCAAACAAUUGCUUGAGGAUUGUGGAAAAAGAAAUACCAACACAGUUGACUAUGAAAAAUAUAGUAAUCUUAUUUUAAAAAUAAUUGAUGAAUUUGACACAAGAUUUUGUGAUUUUAAAGAAGAAAAGAAUGAGUUAGACUUAUUUUCACAUCCAUUUUCCAUUAAAGUUGAGACAGUAAGAGAUGAAUUUCAAAUGGAAUUAAUAGAACUACAAAACAAUAAAGAUUUGAAAGAUGCUUACAAAGAUGUUGAAUUGUUAGAACUUUAUAAAAAAUACAUGAACAUUGAAGUUUAUCCACAUUUAUGCAAACACGCUAUGAAAUACUUUUCCCUUUUUGGAAGCAUAUACAUUUGUGAACAAUUUUUUUCAAGAAUGAAACAUGUUAAAUCAGAGCAGAGACAUAGGUUGAAAGAUGAACACCUCACUGAUACACUUCGGAUUUCAUCGUCCACUAUAAAAGCUGACAUUGAUCAAUUGUGUAAAAAUAAACAAUGCCAAGUUUCCCAUUAA